This is a messenger RNA of Labrus bergylta (ballan wrasse), 1535 nucleotides long. RefSeq names its product G protein-coupled receptor 151 (gene gpr151). NCBI's taxonomy places the organism in Eukaryota, Metazoa, Chordata, Actinopteri, Labriformes, Labridae. Gene Ontology annotation, cellular component: plasma membrane. Gene Ontology annotation, biological process: G protein-coupled receptor signaling pathway. Gene Ontology annotation, molecular function: G protein-coupled receptor activity. The record is from RefSeq and is a predicted model, not a curated record.
AUGGACAAGGUGAGUGGGAACAAUGCGACUGUGGUGAACGCCUCCAUUGACAAGUGGUCAUUCAAUGAGCUCUCUUUCCAACACCUGGACGCCAGAGAGUUGAGAGUCCUGGUUCCAGCUAUUCUGGGAGUAAUCUGUGUCUUGGGUGUGGCUUGUAACCUAACUGCCAUGGUCAUCCUAUUCUCCAAUGCUCACCGAGGUAAACUUUCUCUCAUAAACUCCCUUAUCUUCAACAUGAUGUUCGCUGACGGACUGGUGCUGGCAUUUUCGAUGCCUUUCAGGGCUGCUUCCUUCUCCAAGGCUAGCUGGGAUCUGGGUUGGGUGGUCUGCAAGACAGCAGACUGGUUUCUCCAGUCGUGCAUGGCGGCGAAGAGCUUCACAGUGGCUGUGAUGGCCAAAGCGUGCUACCGCUAUGUAUCAAACCCAACACAGCAGGUGAGCAUCCACCUGGGCUCCAUCCUGGUGGUAUUUUUCUUCAUCUGGUUGUCUGCCUGUUCCGUCACCAUCCCUCACUGGCUGUUUGCUACGCUGCAGAGACGGAUCCGGGGACUGGUGUGUGUGCUUGCAGUUCCUCCUGAAGCCCAGAAUUUUAUGUCUGUGUACGUUAAAGCAUACCCUCUAGUGGUCUACUGUGCACCUCUCAGUUUUGCCCUGAUUUAUUUUUGGAAGGCUUAUGGUCAGGGCCAGCGUCGCUCCAGUAAGACUCAGAAUUUGCGCACACAGAUCAGGGCAAGGAAGCUCACCUUGAUGCUGUUCAGCCUGACUGUGGCCAUGGCUAUUCUCUGGCUUCCACAGUGGGUGGUGUGGCUUUGGGAGCGUCAUAUUGCAGAGAGGGAUAUUGAAAGCGCCAAGCCAUUAGCAUCCUCUCUUCCCCUCCUUCUGACACUCUCUGCUCAGCUGCUCACCUUCUCUUUAUCCUUGGUGAACCCUCUCAUUGUGCUGUCCCUGUCAGAAGAGUUCAGAGAGGGCUACAAGGGACUAUGGAGACGCCUUACCCUGCGCAAACAACUUCCUCCAAAGCACAAAGCUGGACCUCACAUGCCUACAGCUCCUCAGUCCCCUUGUCCCAGACCAGAGACUUCUGUCCAGCUAAGAGGGGAGAACAGCUUUGGAUCAAGCUCGAGCCAGGGUCAAAGCAGACAGGCUAAGCCCCAGACAGAGCAAGAAGGAGGAAGGGAAAUAGACAUGGUGAGCCUAAAAGAUGGUAUUGUCUUGCCUGAUUUGGAGCAUUUCUGGCACGAGAGGGAGACUGGAUCACUCACAGAAGAAAAUGAUCCUGUGCCGUGGGAGCACCAAAACAACGAUGGGAAAAAAUAACAACUACCCCCCUCCAGCUUAUCUUCAUCAUCUUCAAAAGUCCUCAGAUGGAAGCAGCUUCAUCAACAUACCUGAGCGCUGGACAUCCAGCACAUCAUUUGUAUUCUGUCAACUGUGUUUAUGAUAUUACUCAGAGGUAAGAAGUGCAAUCAUUUUGGAGUACAAUACCACAGUAUCGUCUGCAUAUUGAUUAACUUUGUAUUAUAGUGUUUGUUGAU